Messenger RNA from Megalobrama amblycephala (Wuchang bream), 871 nucleotides. It is a transcript of the gene cytl1, whose product is annotated as cytokine-like protein 1. Gene Ontology annotation, biological process: positive regulation of transcription by RNA polymerase II. Lineage: Eukaryota; Metazoa; Chordata; Actinopteri; Cypriniformes; Xenocyprididae. Bases 1 to 447 code for a protein of 148 amino acids. The transcript has 4 exons. The record is from RefSeq and is a predicted model, not a curated record.
AUGAGCGCGCAGACGAGACUCGUUUUUUUCAUCUUUUUGCUCGGUUUGAUUUGGUUCACGAGCUGCGCGCCGCCGACCUGUUACUCGCGCGUGCUGGAACUCAGCAAAGAAAUCAUGAAUUCUUUGGACAAAAUACAUAAAUCUCAUCGCACGAAAACAUGCGCUGAACUUUUACCAAAGAUGUUUCUAGACGUGCACAACUCCUGCAUCAAGUCCAAACUGCGAGACUUCCUGUAUGUUACUGAGAAUCUGCCCUCAGAAUCCUGCCAGGAGAAGCCGCGCAUUCGGCUCCUGAAGCGCCGGGUCCAGGUCCUCUACUCCAUCAUAAACCGCGCGUGUCAUCGGGAUAUGGUGUUUUACACGGAUGACUGUGAGGCUCUGGAAACAGGAAACAUCAGCCCUCGAUACACUGAGGACCGGCUGGAACGUCUCAUAGAGGACGCCUGAGAUAAACACUCUCAUACGCCACACCAAACAUGUUAAACAAGCACACUUAGUCAGAGCCAGAGAUCCAGAUACCGAGUGUGUGUGUGUGUGUGUGUGUGUGUGUGUGUGUGUGUGUGUGUGUGUGUGUGUGUGUGUGUGUGAGAGAGAGAGAGAGAGGGGGUUUGUCCAUGCAUUCCACUAGCUUGGGGAAAAAAUUCCACAGGAAAUUUGCAAAAUGCCAGUCAUUCAUCUCAGCGUUGGGUUAUUAAGGGCUGCAUGUUUGGCUUAUUGACCACAACAUGAGUCACAUAUUUUGUAUGAUUUUACAUUUUCAUUCAGCUAACAAAAUUGAUGAACAUGUUUUUUCUGAAUGUUCUCUAAACGUUCAAAAUUUUAUAAAUGUUUUAAAAACGUUUUUUUUUUUUUUCUUGGUAAUGAGAAUGUU